Prionailurus viverrinus (fishing cat) is the source of this 952-nucleotide messenger RNA. It is a transcript of the gene TNFRSF17, whose product is annotated as TNF receptor superfamily member 17. Gene Ontology annotation, biological process: tumor necrosis factor-mediated signaling pathway. NCBI's taxonomy places the organism in Eukaryota, Metazoa, Chordata, Mammalia, Carnivora, Felidae. Gene Ontology annotation, molecular function: signaling receptor activity. The transcript has 3 exons. The record is from RefSeq and is a predicted model, not a curated record. Bases 188 to 718 code for a protein of 176 amino acids.
UCCUUCACCACAGUACGGGGAGAUAGCCCCCGCAAGAACUAAGUCAUCGUGGUGAAGUUCUUUUUCACCCUCGACACCCUAGCUGCUGUCGUUAACGUUUGCUGCGGACUUCUUGACGAGAUUUUACCUGUCCUUCCAUGCUGUUCGUUCUGAGGUUUGCUUCUUUCUUUUUGCGAUCCAGUUCCGGAUGGCUCAGCCGUGCUUCCAAAAUGAAUAUUUUGACAGGUUGCUUAAUGUUUGCAAACCUUGUCACCUUCGAUGUCUUAAUACCCCUCCCUCACCAUGUCAGCGAUAUUGCAGCGCAAUGAAAGGAACAAAUACAAUUCUCUGGACCUGUCUGGGCCUGAGCUUGACAGUUUCUUUGACGGUUUUCGUGUUGAUGUUCUUGCUAAGGAAGAUGAGGUCUGAACCAUCAAAGGACGCAUUUAAAAACACAGGAUCGGCUCUCCGGAACGAGGCAGAGGCUGACCAACGCGAGAGCCGUGAGAGCAGGACUGGAGCGAAAGUACUCCUCUCGAGGGGUCUGGAGUACACAGUCGAAGAAUGUACCUGUGAAGACUGUGUCAAGAACAAAUCCACGGUCGAUUCUGACCAUUCCUUUCCGCUCCCGGCUAUGGAGGAAGGUGCAACCAUUCUCGUCACCACGAAAACAAAUGACUACUGCAAUAGCCUGGUAGCUAGUGUCACAGAGAUGGAAAGAUCCAUUUUUACCAGAUAAUUGACCAUGUUGCCUGGUAUCGAGCUGCUUUGAGCAUCUUUUGUCAGAAGGCAGGAGGGCGAUGUAUCCCAUCUCUUUAGGAUGAUUGUAUGUGUCAGUUGCCGAUAGAGCUUUUUUGGUCCUGUAAUUCCAGCCAAUCGUUAUGUUGGCUAUACUUCCCUACUUCAUUGUUGGGAGCCUAACUGUGUAAAUUUCCUUGGUUUAACGAUUAAAUUCUUGACUCACUGAAAAAAA